Molecule: messenger RNA, 5803 nt
Organism: Acanthaster planci (crown-of-thorns starfish)
Lineage: Eukaryota; Metazoa; Echinodermata; Asteroidea; Valvatida; Acanthasteridae
Product: inositol hexakisphosphate and diphosphoinositol-pentakisphosphate kinase 2-like
Biological process (GO): inositol phosphate biosynthetic process; inositol metabolic process
Cellular component (GO): cytosol
Molecular function (GO): inositol hexakisphosphate kinase activity; 5-diphosphoinositol pentakisphosphate 1-kinase activity
Source: RefSeq, a predicted model, not a curated record
AUCCAGUACUCGAAACGCAGUACUAGUGCUGUAGUAGUACUCAUGUACGACAAAUGUAGGCCUAUUAUUGUACUUUUUGAAACAAACAUCAUCACAUCAUGGAAGUCAAGUGAAUCCUCGAAAUCGCUAUUUAACUCUCGUCUUUUAUACGAAGUCAUAUAGGUGUCCAAGAGCAUUUUCUAAAUACAGUUGAGACAUCUUCUGGAACCCUGGAGGAGGGUCUGUCCGACUUCGCCAUGAACAUCCCCGGCUGGGACGCGGGCGAAGUCACGAUAAAGGGCACGGUGGGCAUCUGCGCCAUGGCCAAGAAGUCCCGCUCCAAGCCCAUGCGGGAGAUCCUGAGUCGGCUGGAGAUUUUUGAGCACAUUGAAAUCAUCAUCUUCAAGGAGGAGGUUAUCCUCAACGACCCUGUGGAGGAGUGGCCCAUCUGUGACUGCCUGGUCUCCUUCUUCUCCCAGGGCUUCCCACUAGAGAAGGCCAUCGCCUAUGCCAAACUACGCAAGCCGUUGGUCAUUAACGACCUGGAGGCACAGUAUAAUCUUCUGGAUAGGAGGAAAGUCUACAAGAUAUUGUAUGAGCAAGGAAUCGCUGUACCUCGCUUUGUCUUCUUUGACAGGGAUAGCGACAGUCUUGAUAAUAUGAUGAAAGAAAUGGACGACCAGAUUGAAAUCUGCGGGCAACUGUUCCACAAACCAUUUGUGGAGAAGCCUGUCUCGGCGGAGGACCACAAUAUCUACAUCUACUAUCCCUCAUCGGCUGGGGGAGGCAGCCAGAGGCUGUUCAGAAAGAUUGGAAGCCGAAGUAGUGUUUACUCCUCUGUCAACACGCUGCGUCAAAAAGGCUCAUACAUUUAUGAGGAAUUCAUGCCUACAGAUGGCACAGAUGUCAAGGUUUACACUGUGGGGCCAGACUAUGCCCAUGCUGAAGCGAGGAAGUCACCGGCCUUGGAUGGCAAGGUGGAGAGGGACAGUGAGGGCAAAGAAGUCCGGUACCCAGUCAUCCUGAGCAACCAUGAGAAGCUGAUUGCCCGAAAGGUCUGCUUGGCAUUCAAGCAAUCUGUGUGUGGGUUUGAUCUGCUGAGGGCCAACGGGAAAUCUUACGUGUGCGACGUCAACGGGUUCAGCUUUGUCAAGAAUUCCAAGAAGUACUACGACGACUGCGCCAAAAUAUUAGGUAACAUGGUGAUGAGGGAAUUGGCUCCUAGGUACAACAUCCCCUGGCAGAUGUUCACCAUGGAAGAGGAGAUUCCAUAUGUCCCCACAACGUCCGGCACUGUGAUGGAGUUGCGUUGUGUUAUAGCAGUGAUUCGCCAUGGCGACCGAACCCCAAAGCAGAAGAUGAAGAUGGAGGUCAAACACCCAAAAUUCUUCAAGCUGUUUGAGAAGUACGGCGGCUUUGAGCAGGGCAAGAUCAAGCUGAAGAGGCCCAAGCAGCUGCAGGAGGUGCUGGACGUGGCCCGCUACUUGCUGGAGGAGCUGAAGAGACAGAAACACAGGAACAGACUUGAGAUUGAGGAGAGAGAAUCCAAGCUGGAGCAGCUGAAGUCUGUCCUGGAGAUGUAUGGUCACUUCUCAGGCAUCAAUCGCAAGGUUCAGCUCAAGUACCAGCCCCAUGGCCACCCACGGCACUCAAGCAGUGAAGAAGCUUCCUCAGCUUUGUUAGCUUUACAUGGUAUACAAUCACUUCCGAACCUCAGUGCAGAUGUAGAAAGUGACGAGCCUUUGGACUCCUCGUCAGCAAGUGGGGCACGUCGCCUAUCUUUUGAUUUCGAUCUGCAACAAUCUGGAUUUAUUGAGAAAGACUGUAAGGCAGACCCAUCCUUGUUGCUGAUCCUGAAGUGGGGAGGCGAGCUGACAGAUGCAGGCAGGGAGCAAGCCGAGGAAUUGGGCCGGGCCUUCCGCUGCAUCUACCCUGGUGGCCAAGGAGAGUAUGCCGGUUUCCCUGGCUGUGGGCUUCUGCGCCUUCACAGUACAUACCGCCAUGACCUAAAAAUCUAUGCGUCGGAUGAGGGCCGGGUCCAGAUGACUGCGGCAGCAUUCACCAAGGGCAUGUUGGCCUUGGAGGGUGAACUCACCCCAAUCCUUGUCCAGAUGGUCAAGAGCGCCAACACCAACGGCCUGCUGGACCACGAGAAGGACUCAGUCACCAUCCAGGGAAAGGUGAAGGAGACACUGUAUGACCGAUUUCGCAAAAAUGGUACCUUCAGUGAAGAGGAUAAACAGGAGCUUGCACCAACGGGAAGCAAGUCCCUCCUCUACUCCCUGUCUCGCAUCCAGAACCCCAUGGAGAUGUGUGAAAAGAUCUACGCUCUCAUCAAGGAGUUAACCCAUCAGGUGCGACAGUGCAUCGAGAGCAAACCUUUCCAGGAAGAACUAAUCCUGUACAGCAACGAAUCGCUGGAGCUGAUGCUGCGGCGCUGGGCUAAACUGGAGAAAGACUUCAAGACCAAAACGGGCCAAUUUGACAUCACCAAGAUCCCGGACAUCUAUGACUGCAUCAAGUAUGACCUAUUGCACAAUGAGAAGCUUAUCACCUCCCUGGGGUUUCAGGGGAUGUGGGACCUGUACUCCAGGGCGCAGGUGCUGGCCGAUGUCAUCAUACCUCAGGAGUAUGGCAUCUCCAAGGAAGAGAAACUGGAGAUAGGCACCAGCAUCUGCACACCCUUGCUGCGCAAGAUUCGCGCAGACCUGCAGCGCAUCAACUUUGAGGAAGAGACCACGUUCCGUCUCAACCCAAAAUACUCCAAGGGGGUCAUGUCCCCAGAUCGCCAUGUGAGAACCCGACUGUACUUCACCAGCGAGAGCCACAUCCAUUCGCUGCUGUCCUGCCUGCGAUAUGGCGGACUGUGCAACGAAGGGGCUGAUUCCCAGUGGGCCCGGGCCAUGGCCUACAUCGGGGAAGUCAAGGAGCUGAACUACAUGACCCAGAUCGUCCUCAUGCUGUAUGAGGACCCCAGCAAGGAGCCCAUGUCUGAGGAGCGCUUCCGGGUGGAGCUGCACUUCAGCUCGGGUGCCAAGGGCUGCAAUGCCACUGACAACCCCACGGUGGGUGGCUACCGCUCGGCAAAGGGAGACACUUCACCCACAGAGCCCCUCUCGGAGAACGACGAACCAGAUGGUACUUUCGAUGACACUACUGUCACCCGCGACAGCCCAGCGUUCUCGGUGACCGGCAAUGACAGCACACCCACGUCCUCCUUGGUGGGGUUGGACUAUUCAGGCCCGAAUAACCAGCAGGAUGUGGCCCAGGAUAGGCCCUGUGAUGACCGAACCGCCAUCUGGCCGACGCAGGGGAGCUGGAGGGCAGACCACGUGCUGAAGGUUGGGUUGGGGCUGAGGGAGAGGGAUGCCGGUCGGCCCAGCUCGGGCCCCGCCCUGACCCCUUCCAGGGCCAGCUUUAACACGCUGAAAGAUAUCAGCGAGCAUGACACACAGGACUCGGAAGACCACAUAUCAGCCAGUGGCAGCAGGAGUGGACUGUUGGGAGUCCACAGUGCCCCGACCUUCCUUGGAAUGGAAGACUCCAAUCCCAACGAUGCCAACUGGGUGGUCAGUCAGGAAGACCUGCUGCGACGGGUUUCCCAUUCUUCGGCCCAAGGAGUACGACUUGAUCACCAGAUGAAGGUGCCAUCUAUCCUUCCACUGGAGACACUCCACAACCACCUGUCCCUGAGGCAGAUGGACGCCUUCCUGGCGAACUUCACCCAGAAUGGGGCCCGGACCCCAGAGACCUUCACGCCGCGCCAGUCCUUCAAGCUGAACACCUUCACCCCCCGGCGGGUCCAACCCACCCCACUGUCCUUUGGCCGGGAGUCGGACGGCUCCCUGUACAGCCGGUCCACCAGCAACCCCUCCUCCAACACCUCCAGUGCCCUGCCCUCACCCACCGAGAGCAGUCCGGGCAACUUUGACUUUAGCGCCUUCAUUGACAAAGUGCGGCGAGAGGACCGGGGGCGGGGGUACGACGUGGGGAAUGGCCAGGACAGCAUUGGGCCCGCUUACCUGGACGGCGAGGAGGAGGGCAGGGACUCCACCCCCAGGAAGUUGAGAGGGGGCAGCAGCAGCGACUUGGGCCCGCUGGAUCUCAUGGAGCCAAUGGAGAUGCAAGAGACCGAUGCACCGAAGCCCGGAAAGCUGGGUAGAGGACAGUGCAGUGGUUUGACCGUGGACACGAAGUGUGCUGAAGUCAGUGAUCAGGAAAUGCAGGACCUUCAGACACCAACUAAUGUUUGAGAGACGCAACGCCUGCAGAGAACAAAGUACUGUCAAGCAAACCAAAGCUCAAAUUGCAGCAGUUGUCAACUCUACAGAGUAGUGCCAGCCUCAGAUUUUGGAAACAGAAUUGCUGCUCAUUAUGUGUACAGUGGAGUGUGCAACUAUUGUAUACUUACUGUCUGUUUGCACUGACACAUACACCUGCCAGUUUGUUUCCAAUGGUGACUCUUGGUCUUGCUAUAUAUUGCUCUGGCUGUAGCCAUUCAUCCCUCAGUGUACCUCCAAAAACUGUGAACAGUUUUCAACAUUGGGCCAGCUUAACCACUUGAUGCCGGGUGAUGCAUGAACACACAUAAUUUCUUUAUUUGUUCCUUGGAGGACGUGUACACUCGGAUUCUUUUUUCAUUUUCACGAUUGACGUAUUAAAACUUUGUGCGAUGUUGGGUCAACGCACAGUUGCAAGAUUGCAGAAUUUGUGGGUAAAAAAACUGCUACUAGCAGCUUUUUCAGGUAAGAAAAUCUGAUGUUAACUGGUUAACAAACCACCCCUUUGCAUGGUUGUUACUGUGCUGGUGCCAAUGCUGUGAGCAGAUCUGAAAUUUUGAAUAUAUUUAGGUUUCAGUAGUGACCUUUGUCCAAGUGAGUGUUAAACAAAACUGAACACAAACAGAACUCUGUAUCUUCCUCAGCUGUGGUUAAUUUUAUAAUUCCCUCAGUGUUGUCAGCCAUAUCAUUAGGAAGGCUUUCAAAAUUUAGAAUGACCCUGCUUCAGUUUAGAAAACAGCAGUUUUAGCUUAUGUUGAGGCAACAUACAAUGCACAUGUUUAUUAGCAUUUUCUUUCCACUUCGCCUCAGGAAAUCAGUCAGUCCACUUCCAUCAUCUUUCACAAGUAAGAAUCAAACAUCUGUCCCAAGAUUUAUUAGAAUGGAAGCAGAAACCCUUUAGACUUUAUUCAUGAGUCAGGUGAAUUGAAAUUGAGAGUAGAAUGAAAUUUCAUGACAAAUUGGUACCUGUCUACUCUUCAGAUACACAAUUGGUACUCGGUAAUAGUUUAACAUGGUAAGGAACCAUUGAAAGGAUGUGGAACACAGUCCCUCUAUUUCAAAUUUGCAAUUAAAGUUUGUGAAACGUACAUUAGUGUCUUAAGCUAGAUUCUGAAAAAUAUUCAAAGGGAGGCUUGGAAUGUACAGCGAUCAUAAAAUAGUUUGGUACCAUUCCAUUCAACAGUUCACAGCUUAUAAAGAGAUUCAGGGAAUAAGAUUAGAAUGGGUGCCUCAUGAAUAAGGUCUAUUUUAUGGAAUCGCUAAGCAGUAAGUUUUGCACACCCAAUUGAUUUACUAAGUUAGACUUGGUCGGCGACCAGUCUGAAGUAGUAUACCCCGGACAUUUUUGGCUGGCAACCUUUCCUUUGCUAAGCAGAUUUUUUUUUGCAUCUGAUUAAUGGUAAAUUUCUACGCAGCUAUGUGGAACUGACCCUCAUGCAUGCCUGCCUGAUAUAUUAUGCAUGGAUUCAUUCAACAGCCAUGUACAUGUACACUGUACGUGCUUAACCACUUCCUGCCGGGGGCUCCGGGAUCGGAGACGUAUG